Molecule: messenger RNA, 834 nt
Organism: Gastrolobium bilobum
Lineage: Eukaryota; Viridiplantae; Streptophyta; Magnoliopsida; Fabales; Fabaceae
Exons: 1
Coding region: 1-834 (277 amino acids)
Source: RefSeq, a predicted model, not a curated record
AUGAACAUCCCAAUCCCUCGUGAUGUCAAGAUAACAAUAGAAAAAUAUAACGGCAAGGGGGACCCACAAGAGCAUCUGGAACAAUUUCAGACGAAUAUGAUGGCACAAGAUGUCGCCGAUCCAAUAGCAUGUCGACUGUUUCCUACAACUCUUAAGGAAACAGCCCUUAGGUGGUACUCAGCAUUGCCACCCAAUUCUAUACAAAGUUGGGAAAACUUAACCAACCAGUUUCUCGUGUGGUUCGCAACAAGCAAAGCGCAAUACAAAUCCACUCACGCGCUAGAAACAGUUCGACAAGAGUCAAAUGAAACUUUGCGCGAUUAUUUAAACAGAUUCUUCGAUGAAGCACUUCUGGUUAGAGACUUAGAUCCACAAGUCUCACUACACAUCAUCACUGAAGGCCUUUUGGAAGGACCUUUUUCUAUGUCGCUGACCAAACAGCGACCUCGCACCAUAGAAGAACUGUGUGCGCACUCAAAGAAAUUUAUCAAUCUGGAGGAUUACAAUCGUUCACGAGAAAUCUCCAAAACCAGAACCAGUACAGACAACUUCGAAAAAGAUGUCCAGAAGAAUUUCCAACGCAAAUUUCGCGAAAAUAGAAAGUGGGGAAAAUACGACAACUACACCCCCUUGAAUACAUCUCCCAAGCGGAUUUUCAAGGAAGUAUUCCAAACAGGGUAUGUCCAUGUUAAUAGACCUUCUCCUAUGUCAAAAGGAGUUCAGCAUGAUGAAUCCAAAUUUUGUGAAUUCCAUAACGACAAAGGUCACACCACCGACGAAUGUCUCGCGCUCAGAAAUACAAUUGAGACACUCAUUCGAGAAGGAAAGCUCUAA